GCCAAUAUGGCGGACAGAGUGGAGGUUUACGUAUUAUAAAGAAACACUAAAAAUGUGUUCUAUUUGAAACAAGAAAGGUGUUGAAUGCUGAAUUGGUGUUCCAGGAGGGGUAUUUUAUGUAAGGUUGUUGGUGUAUUUCCAAUUAUGAGUGGUUCACAAAAGAGGGUUCAAAGUACCAAUGACAGUUCCAUUCUCAGCAAAUAUUCUAUGGUCAAAGCAGGUUACUUCAAAGAUGAUUUUCUGAAGCAUUUUGUGACCAAAGAUGCCAGAAGAUCUCCCUUGAUCAACAGAGGCUAUUACAUUCGUAUGAAGGCUGUUGACAACAUGCUUCGCAUAUUCCUUACCUCAAAGGAAUUUGACAAAAAACAGGUGAUUUCUUUAGGGGCAGGAUUUGACACAUCAUUUUUCAGAUUCAAUGCUGAAGGCCUUUUACAAAAUUCUUGCAAAUUUUAUGAGAUUGAUUAUCCAGAUGUUGUCAAGAUAAAGAAAUCCUUCAUCAAAAAUGAACCAUCACUGUGCAGUGCAGUAGGAGCUGAAAACCAUAGCUGUCCUGGUGUUGAAGGUUUACAUACAGAUAGAUACACACUUGUUGGAUGUAAUUUAAAGGACCUUGCAAGUCUAGAAAAAAUCUUGUUGAAUUGCAACAUCGAUAAAUCUUGCCCUACUCUUCUCUUGUCAGAGGUUGUACUCUGUUAUCUAGAUGCUAAAAGCUCUUCUUGUGUUAUCAACUGGGCAGCUACAUUUUUUUCUUCUGCUGUUUUUGUCACUUAUGAGCAGGUUUUCCCAGAUGAUCCAUUUGGUGUUGUCAUGAUAAAGCACUUUCAUCAAGUUGGUUCUCCGUUACGUAGCAUCACAGAAUUCCCAACUCCUGAAGUUCAAAUACAUCGAUACCAGAAACAGAGAUGGGAUUUGGUGAAAUAUCAAAACAUGGUGUCCUUCUACAAGUCUUUGCCUACUGAUGAACAUCAACGUAUACAACAAAUAGAACCAUUUGAUGAGUUUGAGGAAUGGGACUUAAAGUGCUUCCAUUAUAUUAUCUUGGCUGGUUUCAAAGGAGAUUGUAAGAUGCUUUCACAAAAAAUGUAUCCAGAAAAUAAUGAACAUAAUGAGUGUAGUAGUACUAUGGUCAAAGACCCAGCGAUGAUAAUUCCAACUCCGUUAAAAUUAGCAUCUAAGAACAAGUUUCAAAGAUACGGACACAGUGCGACGUUGUUACCUGGUGGAGACGUGAUUAUCAUCGGUGGAUUUGGUGAACUUAACAAUAAACACAUGAGGCUAAAAGGCAUUAAUAUCUUACGUAAAGAGACAGACGUUUGGAAGUGUAAAGACGCAAUACUCACAGAUGAUAUCGUGAUUGGGUCCAGAAUGUUUCAUUCUUCUACGUUAAUCAAUGACAACUCCAUCCUUCUGUACGGUGGCAGGACUUCACCCAACAAACCUUGCACCUCGACUUGUAUAUUAAAAAUAGAGCAACGCGGUAAAACACUAUCCAGUACAAAAAACAAUUUACCGUCUGAUGAGCAUCUUGAUCAACAACUUACUUCUGGUCAAACAUUCGAUACUCCAAACUCAACCAGUCCAUUGAAUAAUAUAGUUGAGCGAAACUCAGAUAAGACCAAAGUUUAUAACAACGAAGAUGGAACAGUUUGUACCUUGACUUUGCUGGAUCCACAGGGAUCAGGGCCGAUUCCAAGAUGGAGGCACACGGCUACUAGAUUACUCAUGGAUCAUGAGGAAAAAGAGAAGGUCCUAAUCUUUGGAGGACGUACACCAACACGACUGGCCAUCAAUGACUGUUAUAUAUUAAACAUUACAGACAACAAGUGGGAGGAGGCUAAGCUACAAGGUGAGCCCGCAGUCCCACGUCACUCACACACUGCUUGUCUAUGGAGGAACCAUCACGUGAUACUGGCCGGGGGACUGGACAAAUACUCUACUGCUCUAAAUUUACUCCAAAACAUUAAUACUGCGGAUUUUACACUGAACACCUUGACGAUAACUCCUCCUCUAAGACCAAGGUAUUCUCACACAUCUCAUGUGAUCAAUGACAAUCUUGUCUUGAUCGGUGGAAUCGAUCCCUACACCACAGGAAGCCCAUCUUUUACAGUCGUUAACUUGAAGUCCCUCACAAGCAGCUCUUUACCAUUACCGGUGUGUCCCGGCCAGUCUCCAUUGAUGCUUCACAAUCACACCAGUAUUCUGAUCGACCCGCAGACGAUCAUGGUUUUUGGUGGUGGCGGGAACUGUUUUUCGUUUGGAACUCAUUUGAAUGACGAGCCAUUUAUAAUAGAAACCUCGUCAUUGGGCUUGAUGGAGGAAUGAAAAAUCUUUGAAAUUAAAUCACAAUUUAAAAAAACGUGUCCCAACUAGUAGUAUAUGGAUACGACUCAAACAAAGAAUCUUAUUCUCAAGAGAAUGAUGCAUUGCAAAAGGCGAUGCAUCAUGGGACUACUUAACAGACGCUUUAAUAAAGGUUUUGCAUCGUCAUUAUGUCCACGUCCAUAAUACUGCUUGGGCUUCCUGUGGUAGAUGGCAGAACAAAAUUCCUUUGCUCUUGGGAAUUGAAUUCUUUCUCAUUUAAAACGAUUGUAUUGUUCUUGCCAUCUAACAUGGCUGCCGUCACGUGAUGGUGCAAAACCUCUAUACUUAUACGGAUAUGGCGUCUUUUCCCCUUGCUAAUAGACCCUUUGCAUGUAACGUCAAAGCAGCUCAAUCUGGGGGACAAAACAAAAGAAUAGCAAUCUCCUGAGAAUUGGAACCUAUUGUUUUGUCCAUCAGAUUGAGCUGCAUUCCAAAGUGCUACAAGGGGUCUAUAGUGGUUUUUUGGAAACAAAGUCAGCGGAUUGAUGAAGCGUCCCUCAGAACAGCUCCAUUAUGAAACGCAUUAUAAAUACUAAAUACUAAAUUGAUGAUUUAUUUAUUUAUUAUUAAUAGUAAUAAAUGAAUUUCCCACAAA
Messenger RNA from Actinia tenebrosa (Australian red waratah sea anemone), 2956 nucleotides. Its product is annotated as tRNA wybutosine-synthesizing protein 4. The record is from RefSeq and is a predicted model, not a curated record. Gene Ontology annotation, molecular function: protein binding; tRNA methyltransferase activity. Gene Ontology annotation, biological process: tRNA methylation; wybutosine biosynthetic process. NCBI's taxonomy places the organism in Eukaryota, Metazoa, Cnidaria, Anthozoa, Actiniaria, Actiniidae.